Molecule: messenger RNA, 1595 nt
Organism: Tupaia belangeri chinensis (Chinese tree shrew)
Lineage: Eukaryota; Metazoa; Chordata; Mammalia; Scandentia; Tupaiidae
Gene: RASSF3
Product: Ras association domain family member 3
Exons: 5
Coding region: 1-717 (238 amino acids)
Biological process (GO): signal transduction
Cellular component (GO): cytoplasm
Source: RefSeq, a predicted model, not a curated record
AUGGCCAGCGGCUACAGCAGCCUGGAGGAGGACUCCGAGGACUUCUUCUUCACCGCCAGGACCUCCUUCUUCCGGAGGGCGCCCCAGGGCAAGCCCCGCGCCGGCCAGCAAGAUGUGGAGAAAGAAAAAGAAACCCACAAUUACCUCAGCAAAGAGGAAAUCAAAGAGAAAGUUCAUAAGUACAAUUUAGCAGUGACAGACAAGCUGAAGAUGACCUUGAAUUCAAAUGGGAUUUACACUGGCUUCAUUAAAGUCCAGAUGGAACUCUGCAGACCUCCACAGACUUCUCUGAAUCCUGGAAAACUCGCUCCCAGUAGCAACGGCUGUAUGAACACGCUUCAUAUCAGCAGCACGAACACUGUCGGGGAGGUGAUCGAGGCCCUGCUCAAAAAGUUUCUUGUGACCGAGAGCCCUUCUAAGUUUGCACUUUAUAAGCGUUGUCACAGGGAAGACCAAGUCUAUGCCUGCAAGCUCUCAGAGCGGGAACAUCCACUUUACCUGCGGUUGGUAGCAGGGCCCAGAACAGAUACCCUUAGUUUUGUUCUUCGUGAACACGAAACAGGAGAGUGGGAAGCCUUCAGCCUUCCAGAACUGCAGAAUUUCUUGCGCAUCUUGGACAAGGAAGAAGACGAGCAGCUGCAGAACCUGAAGAAGCGCUACACAGCCUACAGACACAAGCUGGAAGAAGCCCUCAGCGAGGUGUGGAAACCCGAUUAAUGCGCAAGGCUCCCUGCCAGUAAGGCGCAGUGUGGACCGAUGCAUGGAACAGCAACAAGUGCCUCUCUUCUCAGAGCGCUCCUUUCUUGCCCCAUGAUGUGAGGGUCUUCUCCCUCUUCUCUCUAGAUUUAGUUUCCCAGACCUGGUCACGCAGCCCCCUGCACCUUACGCAUCCCGUGUAAGGGAGUCGGCUUAUUCUGUUACAGCACCGCGGUGAUACCUCUCGGCCAGCUGUGAACCUGUAGUCUCCUGAGGAGCGUUCUAGAGUGUUUGGAAGCAUGAAUUCUGGUUUUUAAUUUUUUUUUUCCUUUCUUAUUUUCUGUUAUUCUAAUUAUGUGAUGAUGCUGUUAAGCUUAAAGAAGUUAAAAUGAUUUUUUAUAAGAGUUUAACAAGGUGUGGAGAGCAACAAGGAAUCUCUUUGAAUACUUGUCCUGUGUUGAAACUACCUGCUUUUGUUUUUAAGUGUCAGAGGAAUCUAUCCAUGUGAAUUGAAAGGCACAGGAAUCUAGUAACAGAAGUCUGUGAAGGAUUUUGUGGGAGUUUGACAGAGAGUAGGAGCAAGUUUGGAAGAAGGCAUGUGUAGGGGACGUGAGCUCUAAGGGCUGGCGAAGGUGGCUGGUGAAUGCAUUGGUGAUAGAGGAGAGGUGGAGCUGCUGGAGAAUGAGUCAGAAGCAUCUAGUGUUGAGAAGUUAAACCCAUUUUAGGAUUGCUUGAUUUCCUGGUCAGCGACGUGUGGGAACAGAGCCAAAGAGGUAGCUAAGCCAAAAGGAGGGACCCAUGACCUCUGCCAGCUAGCUGGAGAAUCAGGCAGGUGGGUCUUUCAGACCUGGGUGGAGCUGCCUUGUGCAGCCGAUUCUGACCCCUUGAUUCUGCCCUCC